Messenger RNA from Lethenteron reissneri (Far Eastern brook lamprey), 1379 nucleotides. Its product is annotated as interferon alpha-inducible protein 27-like protein 1. The record is from RefSeq and is a predicted model, not a curated record. Gene Ontology annotation, biological process: intrinsic apoptotic signaling pathway; release of cytochrome c from mitochondria. Gene Ontology annotation, cellular component: mitochondrial membrane. NCBI's taxonomy places the organism in Eukaryota, Metazoa, Chordata, Hyperoartia, Petromyzontiformes, Petromyzontidae.
CAGCUGCCGUCGAUCUCAUUGGUUCCCCACCAGCACCGAGUCAGCUAUGACGUCACAAAGGAUAGCCGUCCUCUUCAUCGCCGCCAUCUUGAGCGUCUCGCUCACGCCCGCAAUAGCUAAAGAGGAUGAGUGGAUCGACUGGUGUAAGAUUCGCGCCAUGGCAGCCGGAGGAAUGUUCGCAAUUGCUCCUACCCCAGUGGAAAUAGGAGCCGCGGGCUUCGACGCUGGAGGGAUCGUCGCCAGUACCCUGGCCGCCAAGCCCAUGUCCUGGGCUGCGGCCGCCAACGGAGGUGGGGUGGCGGCCAGAGGGAUCGUGGCCGGGCUGCAGGCCAUCGGAGCGGCUGGGCUGGGUCCUGCCAGGGCAGCCAUAGCCAAGGUCAUGGCGGACGUCUCGAACCUGUGUAGAAAGAAGGAGGAGGAGGGCAGCAAGAGGGCGGGGGGGGGGGAGGUGAGUGUUGAGAGGGCAGCGCUGAAAGGGCAGCGGUGAAAGGGCAGCGCUGAAAGGGCAGCGGUGAGAGGGCAGCGCUGAGAGGGCAGUGUGCGUGCAGUGUGGCUGGCUAAAAAGUGCGAGGAUUCACAAACCUCUCAUUGGCACGGUCGGCUACGGUGCGGCAGCAGCUGCUCUGCCUUCUCCUGCCUCUCAUCCUCUCCUGCCUCUCAUUCCUCUCCUGCCUCUCCCCGAUUUGGUCAGUCUAGAUGGUCUCGACCGUCUAGUUGGUCUAGACCAGGGGUCGGCAACCAAAAUAACAAGAAGAGCCAUUUUUUUCCAAUUCGGUACAAAAUUCAGUAUUUCAAGAGCCGCAAUGCAUCUGAGUACAUACUGUACAUACGUACAUAUCAUCAAGAAGCAGCCCGUAAAGAGCCGCAAGGCGGCUCCGGAGCCGUAGGUUGCCGACCCCUGGUCUAGACGGUCUACUUGGUCGAGACGGUCUAGUCGGUCUAAGACGGUGAAGACAGUCUAGAUGGUGUAGACCGUCUGGUUGGUCUCGACGGUGCAGAUGAUCUAGUCAGUAUAGAUGGUCUAGAUGGUCUAGAUGGUCUAGACGGUCUAGUUAGUGUAGACGGUCGAGAGAGUCUAGUUGGUCUCGAGAGUCGAAAUGUUCAAGAUGUUCUAGAUGGUGUAGAUGGUAUAGAUGGUCUAGACAAUGUAGAUAGUCUAACACAGUAUAGAUGGUCUAGAGAGUCGAGAUGUUCUAGAUGGUCUAGAUCAGGGGUCGGCAACCAAAAUAACAAGAAAAGCCAUUUCUUUCCAAUUCGGUACAAAAUUCUGUAUUUCAAGAGCCGCAAUGCAUCUAUGUACAUACGUACAUAUCGUCAAGAAGCAGCCCGUAAAGAGCCGCAUGCGGCUCCGGAGCCGUAGGUUGCCGACCCCUGGUCUA